AUGAAGUCUUCUCCUCUGUGUCUGGCCGGCAUUCAUGCGGGUGUGCUGUCCAACACUCUUGGGGGGCAGAUCAGUGUGGUCAGCAGCAAAGGCAUCCCACACUACGAAAGCUCACUGGCUAACAAUGUGACAUCUGUGCCGGGAACUCUCUCCCCGAGCCUUUUUACUUUCAAGACCAGCGGUUGCUAUGGCACUUUGGGUUUGGAGUCGGGGGUGGUGAGCGACUCUCAGAUCAAGGCCUCGUCCGAGUGGGAAUGGGGCGGUCAUGGAAAACAGCCCACCGUCUGGGGCCCUAUGGGGGCCCGCCUCAAAACUCCAGGACGUCCGUGGGCUGCAGCCAACAGCGACACCAAAGAAUGGAUUCAAGUGGACUUGAAGAAAGAGAAGAAAAUAACAGGCAUUACCACCACUGGCUCCACACUCCCAGAGUAUCAGUUUUACGUUUCAGCCUAUGAGGUGUUAUACAGCCGUGAUGGACAGCAGUGGAAACCCUAUCAAGAAGUGGGAUCAGAUAAAAACAAGAUUUUCCAAGGUAACACCCACUAUCUGCAGGAGGUGCGAAACAACUUUAUUCCUCCAAUUGAGGCACGCUUUAUCCGAAUAUGUCCCUUACAGUGGCACCAGAGGAUCGCCCUUAAGGAGCUGCUGGGCUGCCAACCGCAGGCAGCGAGGCCCAGAAUCUUCCAUCCAGGCCCUGCACCUCCUCGCAGGAAGAGCACAGCACCGCCAGCGCAGGAGAGGACCACACACACACCCAACAUCCAAAACUCCACCAUGCCUCCUCACUCUCAUGACGAGGUGGCGCUGGUAGCAGUGUUGGUUCCCGUAUUGGUGGUGGUUCUGACGACACCAGUGCUGGUGAUGGUGUGCUCAUGGCUGUGGAGAGAACAGAGAAAAAGCCCUGAGGUGACGUAUGACCUUCCACACUGGGAGCGCACGGUGUGGUGGAAGAGUAAACAGUUGUUGCCUUCUAAGCUGGAUGGAGAAGACUGUGUUCGAUAUAGCUCUACGACACGAGUGGACCACCAGAGACCCCGGGAAACUAUCCAUUUUCUAACUUCCCAUCAAUGUAGAAUAUGCCCACCGCUGGUCACAGGAAACAUGGCCUCUCUGGGACAAAGGUCGACUUUUAAACCCGAAGAGGCCGAUGUUCCCGAAUACGAUGCACCUAUUCCUCCGGAACAUUACCAUGCUUAUGCUGAGCCCCUUCCUGCUUCUGGCACUGAAUACGCCAUGCCGAUCAUGAUUGAUAGGGCCAACCAUCUAUCAGGAGGCACUCUGCCAUUCAGGGGGCGUGGUUUAGUGACUCAAACAGACAGCAGCCAAUCAGCAAGCUCAGCAUAUGACACGCCCAAGAUCACAUCUGAUCAAGCCACACCCACAGAGGGACAGUUAUCCAAGUGCCACAGAAUACCCACAACGCCCCAUGUCAGACAAUAGACUGACCAAUCACAGAAGAGCGAACGCUAUAAACUGUCUCGGAAAUCUGCAGAUCAGAUCAGAAUGUGUGAAGUUAUACACCGCGCAAGUCCUAUCACUGAAAUAACACGCAAGGAAUGUCAGGAGAGAAGAAAAACAGCAGAGAUCUCGUUACACUACUGUGUUUUGUGGGUGUUUGUGCAUUUAAAUGUGUGUGUGUGUGUGUAUUUGCGUAUGAGUGCAUAUACGUGACUGUGCACUGCUAUCAUACUGUGAGAUACUUUAGAUGUCUGUGCAUUUUUCUCAGAGCGGAGAUGUAUUCGUCUCGUUUGCUCGUCAUAAGGCACAUUUUUUCCUUAGGCAAAGAUAUUUUCAACAAUAACGCCCUCACAUAGAAUAACAAACGACUGCAUUUCAAAUUAAUACACAAACACGCUCAUAACACUGUGAUUCACUGUCAUUUUGCACUGUUGUUUUGUAUUCUGCUGUUACAUAGGUGCCGCCUUUGUGAAAUAACAACACAAGCCUGUGCUGGUUGCCUUUCUCUAGUUCUGUUCCAAAACCUAGUGAGUUAACCUGCUGUCUACUACAUAUAUAGGCAAUACUGAACAUGCUAAAUUUCAGGGCUGCAUAGUUUGAUGUUUGUUUUCUUGCCCACCAAUAGCAUAUUCAGAGAUACCUCAAAAUAUGCUGUACUGUUAGAUUCAGGGACUUGUUGUAAAAUACACUCACCGGCCACUUUAUUAGGUGUCCAACUGCUGGUUAACGCAAAUUUCUAAUCAGUCAAUCACAUGGCAGCAUUUAUGCAUGUAGACAUGGUCAAGACGAUCUGCUGCAGUUCAAACUGAGCAUCUGAAUGGGAAAGAAAAGGGAUUUAAGUGACUUUGAACGUGGCAUGGUUGUUGGUGCCAGACGGGCUGGUCUGAAUAUUUCAGAAACUGCUGACCUACAGGGAUUUCCACUCACGACCAUCUCUAGGGUUUACAAAGAAUGGUCUGAAAAAGAGAAAAUAUUCAGUGAGCGGCAGUUCUGUGGGUGCAAAUGCCUUGUUGAUGUCAGAGGAAAAGGGCUAGACUGGUUCGAAAGAUAGAAGGGCAACAGUAACUCAAAUAACCACUUGUUACAACCUGAGGUAUGCAGAAGAGCAUCUCUGAAUGCACAACACGUCCAACCUUGAGGCGGAUGGGCUACAGCAGCAGAAGACCACACCGGGUGCCACUCCUGUCAGCUAAGAACAGGAAACUGAGACUACAAUUCACACAGGUUCACCAAGAUUUGAAAAACGUUGCCUGGUCUGAUAAGUCUCUAUUUCUGCUGCGACAUUCAGAUGGUAGGGUCAGAAUGUGGCGUCAACAACAUGAAAACAUGGAUCCAUCCUGCCUCGUAUCAACACUUUGGAAAGUUUUGGGACACUUUGGGCACAUUAGUACCAGUUGAGCAUCGUGUCAACGCCACAGUCUACCUGAGUAUAGUUGCUGACGAUGUCCUUCCCUUUAUGACCACAGUGUACCCAUCUUCCGAUGGCUCCUUCCAGCAGGAUAACGCGCUAUGUCAUAAAGCACGAAUCAUCGCAGACUGGUUUCUGGAACAUGACAAUGAGUUCACUGGACUCAAAUGGCCUCCAUAGUCAUCGGAUCUCAAUCCAAUAAAGCACCUUUGGGAUGUGGUUUAACAGAAGAUUCUCAUCAUGAAUUCUCAAAUCUGCAGCAGCUGCGUGAUGCUCCUAUGUCAAUAUAGACCAAGAUCUCUGAGGAAUAUUUCCAGUAACUUGUUGAAUCUAUGACACAAAGAAUUAAGGUGGUUCUGAAGGUGGUCCAACCUGAUACUAGUAAGAUGUACCUAAUAAAAUGGCCGGUGAGUGUAUAUCACUAUUAAAGGGAUAUUUCAGUGUUUUUCAUUCAUGAGUUUUAUUUUAAAUGCAAAGGAGGAUAUUUUGAAGAAUGCUCGAAUGUGGUAGUGAUUGACAUCUAUGAUAGGAAAGAGAAUAAUCUGAAGGUCAAUGGAAACCAUUUUCCAACAUUAUUCAGAAUAUCCUGUGUUCAAUAGAAGAAACAAACUUGUUUGGAACAAGUUGGAGGGUCAGUAAAUGAUAUAAUUUUCAUUUUUGGGUGAACUAUCCCUUUAAAGUGAUACACAUUUAGAUAACCAGUUAAAUUUUGUAACUUAAAAUGACUGAAAAUUGCAAAUCCUGUAUCCCAAUAGUAGUGUCAACACAAAAGCGUACAGUUUUGCUAAAAAAAUAAACUGGUGAAACCUCACUGACCACAUUUUAAAACAGUCAAACAAGUCUUCUAGUGUAUAUACUGUAAAUUGAUGCAGCAUUAUAUCUCUGCAAACUUAUAGCUGGAAUACACUACAUGACUUUUGCCCAGAUUCUUUCCCUGAUUUGCAGGCUGUACGCGUCAGCACUAGCUGUCGAAAGUUGGAGCCAGCAGAUUUGAGUUGACAGAUUUCACAGAAAAUUGCAUAGUGUUUAAUGGCAACAGACUUUUAGCUGUUAAGACACAGAAUUUCUCUCUUUUUAGCUCCAGGCUUUGAUUGCACCCAGUCAAAGAGUUUCUAACAUUUUUGAUAUCCUGAGCUGAUUUUAGAUCACAUAUUGUGUUCAUUUGUCAUGCGUUUCUUAGCAACGAAGCACAUGUUCCUGACUGAGUUUGUUCGGCAUUAUUCUGUUUACAAACUUCAUGCAGUUUUGAACCCUGUUCAGAUCUAAAAGGUUAAGUAGUGCAUUCUGCUAUUUAGAUGGAGCCCCAGAAGUAAAUCAAUUGGAUAAACAACCUCCUCACAGUCAAUAGGCCUAGUUUGAUGUUAGCAUGUUGCUAAGCUAACACCUCAAUACUGUAAUAAACACAGAAAUAUUAAGUAAAUGAUCAAAUUUACUUACAUCUAACUAGUUUAAUACUUAAAACUAUUCAAAACACGACUGCCAUCUUGAAUUACUUCAGUCACUGAACUCAUUUCAAUGCAGCCUGCCUUCUGGAGAAAAACAUUCAGAGCACGACCGCUAUGCCUUAAAACGUCGUCUUGGCAGGAAGCUCUCAAAAGUUUUUGGAACAGGUUUUGUUGGUAGCAUGCUUCAUUUAGUUAAACCAGAAUUAAUUAAUAUAGGAGAGACUGAUAUGCACCGAUUCAGCACAGGAACUAUGAAGGUCUUUCUUUAAGACAUAAUGGUACGGCAGUGGUGCUGGCGCUGCAUUUUCAGAAUCCAUGGAAAAGUCCUCCUUGCAUGACUGCACAUACACAUUCAUGCUGAUUAUAUUUUAUGCAUGCAUGUGAAAACCUGGGCCAUGCAAAGAUCCAAUUUUUUUCUUCCUGCUGAUGUGUCUCGUAUUAAUACUCCCAAACCACUAACAGGUCGAGUUUAAGCUACAUGCACUGCUUUCAUGGUGACACUGUCUUAAUGCAUACUUUACAAAAGGUAAAUAGCAAAAACACAGGAUGCCAACAUUCUUGCCUAUUGUGCCAAGUCAUCUUUAUAUAUAUCUUGUACGUCAUUUUGUUGACUUGAAGACCAAACGGCCUGAUGGAUAAUCAGUCCAAACUUACUAUCCAUUAGAUUUAAUGUCAUCAGACCAAACGUUGCCUCUCUAUAAGGAUUUUAGACACCAGGAUGUUGCAUGUUCAUAUAUUUGUGCACUGUUGUGUUCGUCAUACGCUUUCACUCAUAUUUCGGUACUUCUGUCAGUUUACUGGCAGUGAAAUGUCCACAAUGGUGGCACUGUGUGUGUGUUUCAUUGUCUUUGUGAGGUUAAAAUUGUCGGUUGAUUGGUGUAUAUGUGCAUGUCUGCUUCUAGUUUUUAAAAUGUUAUCAGAGAUGUGUGUAAUGAUGUUUCUGUGCACUGUAUACACAAGCCUGUGUGUGUGUGUGUGUGUGUUCAUGUGUGUCUGCCGUUCACUGUACAUCUGUCUCUAAAUCAUGAUUGGUACUGUAGAGUGAUUGUAUAGAAAACAAUUUUAAAAUGUUUAAUUAAAAUUUUAUUAAGAAAUAAAAUGCAAUUUGAAGGAAUUUAUUUUUUGAUUUCGA
Danio aesculapii is the source of this 5443-nucleotide messenger RNA. Its product is annotated as discoidin, CUB and LCCL domain-containing protein 2-like. Lineage: Eukaryota; Metazoa; Chordata; Actinopteri; Cypriniformes; Danionidae. The record is from RefSeq and is a predicted model, not a curated record.